UAAAAUCGUAAUUGGUAUAUAAAAAGAAGGGAACGAGAUGUUUAAAGCCAAAAAAACUGGACAAGUGCACUAACGCUAUUCGAAUGGAGGGGAGAAGCUUUAACCAGCCGAUUCAGUGUAGACCUUAAGCUUCAGCUUAUCGAUCAUUCUCCAUUUCUUCUACUUGCCAAUAAGAAUCAGAAAUAUUUUCCAAUCAGGUCUGGGCAUUUCUUUUCUAAUCAACCCACUCGUUUUGUUUGAGUAUACGAUCUCAAACUCUGCUGCCCACCACCUGUUUGUAAAAAUGUCUGCAACCGAACCGGCAGUUCUUCGCGACAACCAUAUGGGUACCUGAACAAAUUUCUCUCCUAUUUUCCUUCUUUUAUACAAUUUGACAAUCUAGCGAAGGGAACGACUGACCCCAAAUUCGGUAUGCUUCCUUUUCGUGCUGUACAACUAUUUAUCGGGUCCUCGAAUCCCCUCCACAAGCGUCGAAUUCUUCUAUCGGGUUCCUUCCUCUUCCAGACAAGGUGGUUCAAUUCAUCGUUUCCAUGGCGAGAAGCGGAUUCUGUUUUAAAACCCAGAAACUCCCAGUUUCUUGAAAACCAACAUGUUUUCAAUAAUCGUAGUUUUACUAGAUCUUAUUGUUCUGGAAAGGAGAUUGGGAAGGGGGGUAGAGAGUGGACUGAGGAUAUAGAGUAUCUAGAUGAGUCGGGGAGUGUGAUUUUCUCUGGUAAAGGUGUUCGAUCGGUUGAACCAGGUGUUGAUGAUCAUGUAAUGGUGGGCGGACUUAAAAAGCCCUUUCUGAAUGCAUCGGCUGUUGCAAAGAUAGUUGAGGUUGUAAGGAGGUGGAAAUGGGGUCCAGAGUUGGAAUCCCAGCUUGAAAAGCUCCAAUUUGUUCCAAAUAUGACGCAUAUCACUCAGGCAUUGAAGAUUAUUGAUGACGCUGAGGCUUCUUUGAGCUUGUUUCGUUGGGCGAAGAGGCAGUCCUGGUAUUCACCAAAUGAUGAGUGCUAUGGUUUGCUGUUUGAUGGGUUAAAUCAGAGAAGAGAUUUUGAUGCAAUUCAAUUGUUGUUUGAUGAGGUUGUUCGUGAUUUGAGCAGUGAUGGGACUGUCUCAUUCAGUGCAUAUAAUCGUGUGAUUCAGUACUUGGCUAAAGCUGAGAAAUUGGAAGUGUCUUUCUGUUGUUUUAAGAAGAUUCAUGAUUCAGGUUUCAAGGUUGAUACCCAAACGUACAAUUCUCUUAUAACCUUGUUCUUAAACAAGGGUCUGCCUUACAAGGCUUUCGAGAUAUAUGAGAGCAUGGCAGGAGCAGGGUGUUCUCUAGAUGCAUCUACCUUUGAGCUGAUGAUACCAUGCUUGGCAAAAUCAGGUCGUCUUGAUGCAGCAAUGAAGCUCUUUCAAGAGAUGAAAGAGAAGAAUUAUCGUCCUGCCCAAAAUAUUUAUUCAUCUCUUGUGGAUUCUAUGGGGAAAGCUGGGAGGCUUGACACGUCGAUGAAGAUUUACAUGGAAAUGCAGCUGCUUGAGCUCAGACCAUCCGCGUUGAUGUUUGUUUCCUUAAUUGAGUCACAUGUGAAGGCUGGGAAAUUGGAUACUGCUCUCAAGCUUUGGGAUGAUAUGAAAAAGGCAGGUUUUAAGCCUAACUUUGGUUUGUACUCCAUGGUUGUCGAGUCACAUGCCAAAUCAGGGAAACUUGAUGUUGCAAUGUCUAUCUUCACUGAAAUGGAGAAAGCUGGAUUUCUUCCCAUCCCAUCGACUUAUUGCUGUCUCUUGGAAAUGCACGCAUCAUCGGGGCACGUAGAUGCUGCCAUGAAACUCUACAACUCUAUGACUAAUGCAGGUUUGAGGCUCGGGCUAAGUACAUACACUGCUCUAUUGACACUCUUGGCUAAUAAAAAACUUAUUGAUAUUGCUGCGAAAGUUUUACUUGAAAUGAAGGCCAUGGGAUUCUCUGUCAGUGUGAGCGCUAGCGACGUCUUGAUGGUGUAUAUCAAGGAAGGUUCUGUUGAUUCUGCUUUGAGGUGGCUUCAGUUCAUGGGUUCAUCUGGAAUAAGAACAAAUAGCUUUAUUAUCAGGCAAUUGUUUGAGUCAUGCAUGAAGAAAGGGAUGUACGAGUCAGCUAUGCCUCUCUUAGAAACUUAUGUAAACUCUGCGGCAAAAGUUGAUCUUAUACUCUACACAUCCAUCUUGGCCCAUCUUGUAAGGUGUCAAGAAGAGCAAAAGGAGAGAUAUUUGAUGUCCAUCCUCAGUGCUACAAAACACAAGGCACAUUCUUUUUUGUGCGGACUUUUCACUGGAACAGAACAAAGAAAACAACCGGUUUUAUCUUUUGUGAGGGAGUUUUUUCAGGGCAUUGACUAUGAGCUGGAAGAGAGCAGUGCGAAAUACUUUGUUAAUGUUCUACUCAAUUAUCUCAUUCUCAUGGGACAAAUAAAUCGAGCUCGAUGUAUCUGGAAAGUUGCUUACGAGAAUAAGCUCUUUCCAAAGGCCAUCGUCUUUGACCAACACAUUGCCUGGUCCCUCGACGUCCGGAACUUGUCAGUUGGUGCUGCUCUAAUAGCAGUUGUGCACACUCUCCAUCGGUUCAGGAAGCGAAUGUUGUACUACGGAAUAGUUCCAAGGCGCAUAAAAUUGGUUACGGGACCAACUUUGAAGCUUGUGAUCGCUCAAAUGUUGAGCUCUGUGGAAUCGCCAUUUGAGGUCAGUAAGGUUGUUCUGAGAGCAACAGGAGACUCCGUGAUGGAGUGGUUCAAGAAACCAAUUGUCCAACAAUUCCUUCUAAAUGAGAUUCCGUCAAGAUCAGAUAUUCUCAUGCACAAGUUGAAUACUCUCUUUCCAAGUUCAGCACCUGAAAUUAGAUCUCUUUCACCUCCCAAACCCCUAAUUUCCCGGAAUUCAGCAUAAUUGUAAACUGCAUUAUCUAAAUGAAUCUGCUUUUCCAGACAUGUAAAACAAUUUUGACCUGUAAGUUAUCCAAAGAUAUUUGUCCGAUUGAUCCA
Messenger RNA from Cucumis melo (muskmelon), 2978 nucleotides. RefSeq names its product pentatricopeptide repeat-containing protein At1g79490, mitochondrial. The transcript has a single exon. Gene Ontology annotation, molecular function: protein binding. Lineage: Eukaryota; Viridiplantae; Streptophyta; Magnoliopsida; Cucurbitales; Cucurbitaceae. The record is from RefSeq and is a predicted model, not a curated record. The coding region runs from base 412 to 2883 and encodes 823 amino acids.